This is a messenger RNA of Phyllopteryx taeniolatus (common seadragon), 1693 nucleotides long. RefSeq names its product forkhead box protein H1-like. Bases 736 to 1518 code for a protein of 260 amino acids. The transcript has 6 exons. The record is from RefSeq and is a predicted model, not a curated record. Gene Ontology annotation, biological process: regulation of DNA-templated transcription. Lineage: Eukaryota; Metazoa; Chordata; Actinopteri; Syngnathiformes; Syngnathidae. Gene Ontology annotation, molecular function: DNA-binding transcription factor activity; sequence-specific DNA binding.
ACGAAUCAUGCGCUUCUGAGCCCUUAAAACAUUUAUUUUGGAAAGUAAUUGAGCGUGUUUUAAUAUUACAGGUGUCAGCAUCCCAUGCUAGGGCUCUCAAUGGACUUGUUUGGACUGUAAACUACAUUUAUGAAUACAACUAUAAGAUCGCCACGCUUUUGCGCAUGCGUAGAGGUCGUCUUUGGAGACAAAAGAAAUGGCCUCCCAUUGAGGCAAACAAAGGCUUGAGAAAAUGAGGUGCCAAGUGGCGGAAUUCGAUGCGAGCGCUCUCAACAAUUUGCACGCCAUCGCGUGGAAGUGGGCAACUCCGGGGGGGGGGGGAGGCGACUCGGCGCACACCCUUCUCAUAGCGCACAAGAAAAGCUGAAUGCAAACGCGCCACUCCGAAGCACAAAAGGAUGAAAUGGCUCGUCGACGGAAAGCCAGCUGUCUCGCUGGAGGAAAACUGGCAAAAACAACAAGAUGGCCACUCGGGCCCGGUGACAAACACGCACGGACGGAAAAGUGUUCCAUCGCAUGUGCAGAAAACAACGUUUCAUGUGUCAGCUGGCGAGAUCAUCAAUUAAGCAAGAUGGGCGGAACUCCUUUUGUGGCCAUGCCGACGAGCUCCACCUGCGCUAACGACCCAUCCGAAUACGAAAGGCUCCCCGUGACGACCCGGGCGGCCGCCCUCCAUUGUCCCGGCGGGCCUUAUAAAGCGCCGCGCGCCUCCGGGGCGUCCGUCCACGAGAGAUCAUGCAGAACCCCGGCGAGCGGCUCCGAGCUCGAAUCCCUCCCGACGGCGGCGGCGUUCGCUGGGAAGUCUUCCGCAGGAGCACCACCUACCUGGCCCGCGUGGCCGUCAUCCUCCAGGACGCCCCGGAUAAAAUGCUCACCUUCAUGCAGCUGAUGGACCGGCUGGGGCCGCUGGUCCGAGAGGACAGGAAGUCCAUCGAGAACAACAUCAGAGUGUGUUUGUCCACCAACGACUGCUUCGUCAAGAUCCGGUUGCUUCCCGACUCCCUGGCCAGCAAGAGGAACUUCUGGAAGCUGGACCUGAGCCACAUCACGGCCAAAAUGGUGCGCCGUCACUUCAAGGACAUCCUGGACUUCUUCCCCGAGCUGCGCGGCCGGCGCGACGACGGCGGCGGCGGGGAGACCGCGGCGCCGUCCGUCCACAUCCGCUGCGAGGUCAAGUUCAGCGGACCCUUCUCCAUCGAGUCCCUGCUGCAACGGGACAGCCCGGCCCCCGGCGGAACCCCGCCGCCGGCCGGCGUGCCCGUGCCGACCGAGCAUCAUCAUCAUCAUCUGCAUCAUCACCUGUAUCUUGCCGCGCGGCGGGGCCACAAGCGGAACCUCCGAUGGGACUCGGAGGACGUCGUCCCCGUGCGCGUUCCCGCUGCCUUGCCGCGCCCGGCGGGCGCCGAUGUCCGGCGCGCGAUCGGCAAGCGCUCGUGCGCCGGACCCCCUUUGCCCGCCUGCGCCAGCAAUCUCUUCCUCCCGUACCCGACUUAUGAUGUGCCCCACUUUCGUUUGUGAACAAACCAAAAAAUUGCACUUUUCUAUGUUUGACACGUGCGACCCGUUUUUUUGUUUCGCUUUUUUUUCCCCCUACGCAGGCGCACCGACGCAGUGUGUAAAACGGGACAAUUUUGGAUCUAUUUUUAUUACAACAGUAUUCAGCUUUUGACUUCACAUUAAAUGAUUUCUUGUC